AUGGUGAAGAAGAAGAAAGGCAACAGCUUUAAGCUAUUGAGUUUGUUCCUGUUUCUGGGCUUAUGCGUUGGAGACGGCGGCAUUGGAAUCGGAAUCGGCGACGACGGAAUUUGGAUCGGCGGCGGGGGCGGAGGCGGCGGAGGAAACCCUAAUUCUGGUCCCGGCUCAGCUCCAAAGCAACAGACAAAUGCAGCUUACACUGCUCUUCAGUCCUGGAAAUCCGCCAUUACAGAGGAUCCAUCUGGUGUUCUUAAGACAUGGGUUGGUGAAGAUGUCUGUUCUUACAACGGUGUCUUCUGCUCUGGUUCCUCUGUAACCGCCAUAGAUCUAAACAAAGCAAAUCUCAGAGGCACCAUUGUCAAGGAGCUCUCUCUUCUCUCGGAUUUAAACAUUCUCCAUCUCAACAGCAACAGAUUCUAUGGUCAAAUCCCAGAUUCUUUCAAAACCUUAGAUUCUCUUCAAGAACUCGAUCUCAGCAACAACAGAUUCUCAGGCUCUUUCCCUCAAGUCACAGUCUUCAUCCCAAAUCUGGUUUACCUCGAUCUCCGGUUCAACAGCUUCACCGGCUCGAUUCCUGAGAAUCUCUUCAACAAGCAAUUAGACGCGAUUCUCCUCAACAACAACCAAUUCACCGGAGAAAUCCCUCGGAAUCUCGGGUACUCUUCCGCAUCGGUGAUUAAUCUCGCCAAUAACAAACUAUCCGGCGAAAUUCCGACGAGUUUCGGCAUAACCGGAUCGAAAUUGAAAGAGGUUCUGUUCUUGAAUAACCAGUUAACCGGUUGUAUACCGGAAUCGGUCGGUUUAUUCUCCGACAUUGAAGUCUUCGACGUCAGUUUCAAUUCCUUGAUGGGUCACGUCCCCGACACGAUCUCUUGCUUAUCGGAGAUCGAAGUUUUGAACCUCGCGCACAACAAAUUCUCCGGCGAUCUCCCAAAUUUGGUCUGCUCUUUGAGGAAUUUGAUAAAUCUCACUGUUGCUUACAAUUUCUUCUCCGGGUUUAGCUCAGACUGCUCGAGAGUCAGCGUCGGGUUUGAUUUCACCGGAAAUUGUAUUCCCGGCAAGGGUUAUCAGCGGCCGGAGCCGGAUUGCUCGGCGAUCCCCGGCAGCUCUUUGAGCUGUCUCAGGAUUCCGGCGCAGCCACUAACGUGCGCUGCGUUGAGCGUGGGAUUGAAGGUGACUCCAUGA
Molecule: messenger RNA, 1185 nt
Organism: Microthlaspi erraticum
Lineage: Eukaryota; Viridiplantae; Streptophyta; Magnoliopsida; Brassicales; Brassicaceae
Source: the annotation of a GenBank genome assembly